This is a messenger RNA of Symphalangus syndactylus (siamang), 3554 nucleotides long. It is a transcript of the gene SH3KBP1, whose product is annotated as SH3 domain containing kinase binding protein 1. The record is from RefSeq and is a predicted model, not a curated record. Gene Ontology annotation, molecular function: protein binding. NCBI's taxonomy places the organism in Eukaryota, Metazoa, Chordata, Mammalia, Primates, Hylobatidae. Gene Ontology annotation, biological process: actin filament organization; cell migration.
CGCGUCCCCGGCAGGCGGAGCUGCAGGAGCCUCGCGGCAGCGCUGAGGAGGAGGGGAGAGCGGGCGGCGCGGCCGCGGCUGCCGGGCGCUGGGCUGGGCGGCGCUUUUUUUUUUUUUUUUCGCAAUUUCCACUCGCGGGGAGCAGGAAACCCGGCGCAGCCGGGCGCAUUGGGCCGCGAUGCAACUGCAGCAGCAGGAGUCGCCCCGGGGCAGCAGCGGCAGCAGCAGCAGAGGCAGCAGCGGGCGGCGCUGAGCCGCCGCCGCCGCCACUGAGGAAGAAGCCGGCCCAGCCGCCGCCGCGUCCGGACCCCAGCGCCUGGAUCCCAGCGCCUCGAUCCCGGCGCCCCGACCCCCACGCCCGCCUCCGCCAACUUUCACGCUGCCUCGGCGGCCCGGCCCGGCUCGACGCCAAUGGUGGAGGCCAUAGUGGAGUUUGACUACCAGGCCCAGCACGAUGAUGAGCUGACGAUCAGCGUGGGUGAAAUCAUCACCAACAUCAGGAAGGAGGAUGGAGGCUGGUGGGAGGGACAGAUCAACGGCAGGAGAGGUUUGUUCCCUGACAACUUUGUAAGAGAAAUAAAGAAAGAGAUGAAGAAAGACCCUCUCGCCAACAAAGCUCCAGAAAAGCCCCUGCACGAAGUGCCCAGUGGAAACUCUUUGCUGUCUUCUGAAACGAUUUUAAGAACCAAUAAGAGAGGCGAGCGACGGAGGCGCCGGUGCCAGGUGGCAUUCAGCUACCUGCCCCAGAAUGAUGAUGAACUUGAGCUGAAAGUUGGCGACAUCAUAGAGGUGGUAGGAGAGGUAGAGGAAGGAUGGUGGGAAGGUGUUCUCAAUGGGAAGACUGGAAUGUUUCCUUCCAACUUCAUCAAGGAGCUGUCAGGGGAGUCGGAUGAGCUUGGCAUUUCCCAGGAUGAGCAGCUAUCCAAGUCAAGGCCUGAAGGUCUCCCUCCAGCUUCUCUGCUGCCCUUUCCAGCUCAUGGAGCAAAAGGAAAGACUACCUUUGAAGGGACAAUUCUGUACCGAGCUGCACCGGGAAAGACGGAGGGCCACAGACGCUAUUACAGUUUAAGGGAAACCACAGGCUCCGAGAGUGAUGGGGGUGACUCAAGCAGCACCAAGUCUGAAGGUGCCAACGGGACAGUGGCAACUGCAGCAAUCCAGCCCAAGAAAGUUAAGGGAGUGGGCUUUGGAGACAUUUUCAAAGACAAGCCAAUCAAACUAAGACCAAGGUCAAUUGAAGUAGAAAAUGACUUUCUGCCGGUAGAAAAGACCAUUGGGAAGAAGUUACCUGCAACUACAGCAACUCCAGACUCGUCAAAAACAGAAAUGGACAGCAGGACAAAGAGCAAGGAUUACUGCAAAGUAAUAUUUCCAUAUGAGGCACAGAAUGAUGAUGAAUUGACAAUCAAAGAAGGAGAUAUAGUCACUCUCAUCAAUAAGGACUGCAUCGACGUAGGCUGGUGGGAAGGAGAGCUGAACGGCAGACGAGGCGUGUUCCCCGAUAACUUCGUGAAGUUACUUCCACCGGACUUUGAAAAGGAAGGGAAUAGACCCAAGAAGCCACCGCCUCCAUCCGCUCCUGUCAUCAAACAAGGGGCAGGCACCACUGAGAGAAAACAUGAAAUUAAAAAGAUACCUCCUGAAAGACCAGAAAUGCUUCCAAACAGAACGGAAGAAAAAGAAAGACCAGAGAGAGAGCCAAAACUGGAUUUACAGAAGCCCUCCGUUCCUGCCAUACCGCCAAAAAAGCCUCGGCCACCUAAGACCAAUUCUCUCAGCAGACCUGGCGCACUGCCCCCGAGAAGGCCAGAGAGACCGGUGGGUCCGCUGACACACACCAGGGGUGACGGUCCAAAGAUUGACUUGGCCGGCAGUUCGCCAUCUGGCAUCCUGGACAAAGAUCUCUCGGACCGCAGCAAUGACAUUGACUUAGAAGGUUUUGACUCUGUGGUAUCAUCUACUGAGAAACUCAGUCAUCCGACCACAAGCAGACCAAAAGCUACAGGGAGGCGGCCUCCGUCCCAGUCCCUCACAUCCUCAUCCCUUUCAAGCCCUGAUAUCUUCGACUCCCCAAGUCCCGAAGAGGAUAAGGAGGAACACAUUUCACUUGCGCACAGAGGAGUGGACGCGUCAAAGAAAACUUCCAAGACUGUUACCAUAUCCCAAGUGUCUGACAACAAAGCAUCCCUGCCGCCCAAGCCGGGGACCAUGGCAGCAGGUGGCGGUGGGCCAGCCCCUCUGUCCUCAGCGGCGCCCUCCCCCCUGUCAUCCUCUUUGGGAACAGCUGGACACAGAGCCAACUCCCCGUCUCUGUUCAGCACCGAAGGAAAACCAAAGAUGGAGCUUGCGGCCAGCAGCCAGGCGGCCGUGGAGGAGCUAAGGACACAGGUCCGCGAGCUGAGGAGCAUCAUUGAGACCAUGAAGGACCAGCAGAAACGAGAGAUUAAACAGUUAUUGUCUGAGUUGGAUGAAGAGAAGAAAAUCCGGCUUCGGUUGCAGAUGGAAGUGAACGACAUAAAGAAAGCUCUACAAUCAAAAUGAAUACUUGAUCAAUGAAAUGUCACAUUAUUCAUCCUGAGUCCAAGACUCAAAUUUUCUGCCCCAGCCAAAAUAAUCUUGUGCCAAAAGAUGAAAGGUUUGCCUCAAAAUGUCCCUGUUUGAAAGAUUAGCACAAAAGUCUUGAUAGCACAACACAAAUUCCAUCCAAGAGGAGAAUCUUCCCCAGGGUUUAGUCCUGGGGCUGGCACUCGUUGUGACUUACACAGAGCAAAAUUGUGCUAAAGGCUUUUCUACUCUGAGAUCUCAAUGCGAAAUGAAAACUCAGGCAGUUUAGUCCAUAGUGGUACUAUUUUGAUGAUAUUUUCCAUUAAUAAAAUGUAAUUUCAGAUUAUUCGUUUACAAGCUUUAUAAUUUUAUGAUUUUUUAAUCGUGUUUUGUCACAGACUUCCCUAGUGUUUGUACUACACGUAGUCAGAAGCGAGUGUCCUUUUCUUUUGCUUCAGGCUGAGAGCUGCCUCGCUCUUUCUCCCCCCAUUAGGAUUCUAUUACAUAUGCAAUUGUAGGUUCAACCUGUCCCUUCCCCUGCCAGCAAACCCCACCACCCUAAGAGAAAUUUUAGCUUAUAUAUGAUGGUAUAUUUACCAAAAGAGAAAGAGAAAAUCUGGUAUUUGCAAUGAUCUGUGCCUUCUUUUUACCACCCUCUUGAUUGGAGCUUUUGUGAUGCAGCUACCAUGAUUCAAAAAAAUUAAAAAAUAAAAAUUAAAAAAAAACUGCCACUUAUCCAAGUCCACUAGAGGCCACUGUCUUCAAAGCUUCUCUCACCCUAGCCAAAGGUCCUAAGAGGAGACAGCUGUGAAGUUGGGCGUGCUCUGUGGUACCAGCUGUGACUUUUAUAUUUCUCCUAGUUUUAGGUUGUUCAUGAAACUAGAAAUGUCAUCCUGCUUGAUUUUUCAUCAGCCAAGUUAAACCCCUGCUUUCUGUCCUUUGCACCUUUUGCGUGAACAGAAUAUGCAUUCUUAAAGCAAAAAUAAAUAAAAGUAAAAUGCAAAUGAAAA